This is a messenger RNA of Lottia gigantea (owl limpet), 1224 nucleotides long. RefSeq lists its product as hypothetical. Gene Ontology annotation, molecular function: snoRNA binding. Gene Ontology annotation, cellular component: nucleolus; preribosome, small subunit precursor; cytoplasm. The record is from RefSeq and is a predicted model, not a curated record. Lineage: Eukaryota; Metazoa; Mollusca; Gastropoda; Lottiidae. Gene Ontology annotation, biological process: rRNA processing. The coding region runs from base 1 to 1224 and encodes 407 amino acids. The transcript is spliced from 10 exons.
AUGGGUUUAGUUGAACAAAUGCUAGAAGAUAGAAGUGUGCGGAAAGAAGCUCGUGUUAAAUCACGAAAGAACCCAACAGAAGACGAUGAUACGGUUAUUGAUGAUAAAUUAUCAAGAAAAAUUUUAAAACAAGCCAAGGCUCAACAGUUGGAAUUAGAAGAAGAACAUGGAAUCAAAAAGUUUGUAUCAUUAGGAGAUGGAUCUGAUGAUGAUGAUAAUGAUUCUGAUGAUAAUGCACCAUCUGAUAAUGAUGAUUUUUGUGAAGAAAUUAAAAUUAAUCCAGAUGAUGAAAAGGCUUUGGAAUUAUUUAUGUCUAAAAAUCCUCCAGUUCAACGUACUUUAGCAGAUAUAAUUAUGGAGAAACUGACAGAGAAACAAACAGAGAUAAAAUCACAGUUAUCACAGGGAUCUGAUUUACAUGUUGAGAAGAUAGACAAUAGAAUAACCAGAAUGUAUAAAUCUAUUAAACAAAUCUUAGUUAAAUAUCGUAGUGGUAAAUUACCUAAAGCUUUCAAAUUUAUACCUAAUUUACGUAAUUGGGAACAGAUCUUACAAAUAACAGAGCCUGAAAGUUGGUCAGCAGCUGCUAUGUAUCAAGCUACAAGAAUAUUUACAGCUAAUCUCAAAUCAAAAAUGGCACAAAGAUAUUUCAAUCUAAUAUUAUUACCUAGAAUACGAGAUGAUAUAGCUGAAUAUAACAGAUUAAAUUUUCAUUUGUAUUUAGCUAUCAGAAAAUCUUUAUUCAAACCAGCAGCAUUUUUUAAAGGAGUUUUAUUACCAUUAUGUGAAGCUGGUGAUUGUACAUUACGGGAAGCCAUUAUUAUGUCAUCUAUAUUAGCCAAGUGUUCUAUACCAAUGUUACAUUCAGCAGCGGCCAUCUUGAAAAUAGCAGAAAUGAAUUAUAAUGGAGCUAACAGUAUAUUUUUAAGGACAUUAUUUGAUAAGAAAUAUGCUCUACCAUAUAGAGUUGUAGAUGCUGUGGUACAUCAUUAUUUAGGAUUUCGAAGUGAUAAAAGAGAAUUACCUGUAUUGUGGCAUCAAUCAUUAUUAACAUUUGUACAGAGAUAUAAAGAAGAUAUAUCCACAGAACAAAAAGAAGCAUUAAUGGAAUUACUACGUUUACAUACACAUCAUCAAAUAACAGAUGAAAUACGUAGAGAGUUAUUAUUAUCUAAAUGUCGAGAUGUAGAAGAUGGGUCAUCUACUGUGAUGCAGAUCAACUGA